AUGACGUGGCUUCCUGCAGCUCUUAACAGCGACUGCGAUGGGCGAUCGGACGAUGGAGACGAAGCGGAGGUCCAGAGCUCGUAUAAAGGCCCGCUGGAUACAAUGGACGCCCUCGAGGAUUCGCUUCCGAUGAGGCGAGGCAUAUCUACGUUCUACUAUGGCAAAUCAAAAUCAUUCACCAACCUGACCGAUGCACUUCCCUCAUCUUCUUCCAAGAGCCUUGCAAAGCCCAAGAACUCCUACAGCAGAAAGCGAAAGAAGCUCCUUGCCUUCAAUCUCUGGGAAAAGCCUAACCGAAACUCUCAAAGAAGCGACAAAGACAUUACAGUCUCAAAGAGACCUGCUAAUUUCAGCCGAAGAAAAGAGGGACUUGGUCCCUCUACAAGUAGCAGCUCCGAGAGCAACAGCUGCAGCAGUGGAAACAAGGAAGCGGCUGCUCGUGUUUCUGCCUCCAAUUCAAACAAAUGGUUCUCGAAUCCUUUAAAAUCAUUCUCGUUUGCAGAUUUGCAGGGUGCGUUGAGCUCGAGGACAUAUUUUAAGUCUGGCGAUAAGCAAAGUAGGUUCCGGUAGUAUGUGAUACGGGAAUUUUUAUGAGCAGCAUGUUUAUUUCAGGUUUCAACCCAUAGUGUGAGAG
Molecule: messenger RNA, 634 nt
Organism: Asparagus officinalis (garden asparagus)
Lineage: Eukaryota; Viridiplantae; Streptophyta; Magnoliopsida; Asparagales; Asparagaceae
Exons: 2
Coding region: 1-570 (189 amino acids)
Source: RefSeq, a predicted model, not a curated record